Salarias fasciatus (jewelled blenny) is the source of this 3906-nucleotide messenger RNA. Its product is annotated as N-alpha-acetyltransferase 15, NatA auxiliary subunit. NCBI's taxonomy places the organism in Eukaryota, Metazoa, Chordata, Actinopteri, Blenniiformes, Blenniidae. Bases 163 to 2757 code for a protein of 864 amino acids. Gene Ontology annotation, biological process: N-terminal peptidyl-methionine acetylation. Gene Ontology annotation, cellular component: cytoplasm; NatA complex. The record is from RefSeq and is a predicted model, not a curated record. Gene Ontology annotation, molecular function: protein binding. The transcript has 20 exons.
GAGGAAGAGGAAGUGCCUGGCAGAGAAAACGGAGCAAUCGAGCGGGUCUGCGGGAGGAGGAGAGCCGGGAGGAGCCGCCUUCACUCCGCUCUACUCGUCGGGACUACCCGGGCUAACUUUAGCUACAUGUGCUGAGGUCGAGGGGGAAUCAUCGCCGCCGCCAUGCCGACUGUCACCCUCCCGCCGAAGGAGAACGCUCUCUUCAAGAGGAUCCUGCGAUGCUACGAACACAAACAGUACAGAAAUGGGCUCAAGUUCUGCAGACAGAUCCUGUCCAACCCCAAGUUUGCCGAGCACGGAGAGACGCUUGCCAUGAAGGGCCUGACCCUGAACUGUCUGGGGAAGAAGGAGGAGGCCUACGACCUGGUGAGACGAGGCCUGCGGAACGACCUGCGGAGCCACGUCUGCUGGCACGUGUACGGCUUACUGCAGCGCUCCGACAAGAAGUACGACGAGGCCAUCAAGUGUUACCGCAACGCUCUCAAGUGGGACAAGGACAACCUGCAGAUCCUGCGAGACCUGUCCCUGCUGCAGAUCCAGAUGAGGGACCUGGAGGGCUACAGGGAGACGCGGUACCAGCUGCUGCAGCUGCGUCCGGCCCAGCGGGCCUCGUGGAUCGGCUACGCCAUCGCCUAUCACCUCCUGGAGGACUACGAGAUGGCUGCCAAGAUCAUCGAGGAGUUCAGAAAAACCCAGCAGACGUCUCCGGACAAGGUGGACUACGAGUACAGCGAGCUGCUGCUGUACCAGAACCAGGUGCUGCGGGAGGCGGGGCUGCACAAGGAGGCCCUGGAGCAUCUGUCCAACUACGAGAAGCAGAUCUGCGACAAGCUGGCCGUGGAGGAGACGCGAGGCGAGUUGUUCCUGAAGCUGGAGCGUCUGGACGAAGCCACAGAAGUUUACCGCCGUCUGCAGGAGAGAAACCCGGAGAACUGGUCUUACUACCACGGCCUGGAGAACGCAAUAAAACCCAGCAGCGUCGAGGAGAGACACAAGAUCUACGAAGAGGCCUGGGAGAAGUUUCCGAAAGGACUCGUUCCUCAUCGGCUGCCGCUCAACUUCCUCUCUGGUGAGAAGUUCAGAGAGUGUAUGGACCGAUACCUGAGGAUGAACUUCAGUAAAGGCUGCCCGCCCGUCUUCACCACACUCAAAUCGCUGUACAACGACAAAGAGAAGGUGGCAAUCAUCGAGGAGUUGGUGGUCGGAUAUGAAACCUCAUUAAAAAGCUGUCGACUGUUUAACCAGAACGAUGACGGGAAGGAGGAGCCUCCGACCACGCUGCUGUGGGUGCAGUACUUCCUGGCUCAGCACUACGACAUGAUCAGCCAGCAGACUCUGGCUCUGGAAUAUAUCAACGCCGCCAUUGAGAGCACUCCGACAGUCAUCGAACUCUUCCUCAUCAAAGCCAAGAUCUACAAGCAUGCUGGGAACAUCAAGGAAGCGGCCCAGUGGAUGGACGAGGCCCAGGCUCUGGACACCGCCGACCGCUUCAUCAACUCCAAGUGUGCCAAGUACAUGCUGAAGGCCGGCAUGAUCAAGGAGGCCGAGGAGAUGUGCUCCAAGUUCACACGGGAGGGGGCGUCGGCCGUGGAGAACCUGAAUGAGAUGCAGUGCAUGUGGUUCCAGACCGAGUGUGCGCUCACCUACAAAGCCAUGAACAAGUUCGGAGAAGCCCUGAAGAAGUGCCACGAGAUCGAACGGCAUUUCGUGGAGAUCACGGACGACCAGUUCGACUUCCACACGUACUGCAUGAGGAAGAUGACGCUGCGCUCCUACGUGGACCUGCUGAAGCUGGAGGACGUGCUCAGGAUGCAUCCCUUCUACUACAAGGCGGCCGUCACGGCCAUCCAGAUCUACCUGAGCCUGCACGACAACCCGCUGACGGACGACAACAAGGAGCUGCAGGCCGACACUGCCAACCUGUCGGACAAGGAGCUUAAGAAGCUAAGAAACAAACAGCGAAGAGCUCAGAAGAAAGCUCAGCUGGAGGAGGAGAAGAAGAACGCAGAGAAGGAGAAACAGCUGAAGAACCAGAAGAAGAAGAAGGAGGACGACGACGAGGAGAUCGGAGGACCCAAAGAGGAGCUCAUCCCCGACAAGCUGGUCAAAGUGGAAAAUCCACUGGAAGAAGCUGUGAAGUUCCUGAUGCCCCUGAAAUAUCUGGUGAAAGAUAAGAUCGACACACACCUGCUGGCCUUUGAGAUCUACUUCAGGAAAGAAAAAUACUUGCUGAUGCUUCAGUCUGUGAAGAGAGCGCUGGCGAUCGACCCCGACAACCCAUGGCUACACCAGUGUCUAGUCCGCUUCUUUAAAGGAGUUUCAGAGAGCAAGGAGCUUCCCGAGGUGGUCCGGACGGUGCUGAAACAGGAGAUCACCCGGCUGUUCGGAGACAGCAACGCUAAGAGUUUCAACCAGGCCUACCUCAGCAAACACUCCAACUCCAUACCGCACCGCCUGGCUGCUGCCAAGAUGAUGGUUUACCUGGACUCGUCGACCGAGACCAAAGCUGCAGAGCUGGCCGCGGCGCUGGACGAGUCUCUGGAGAACCGGAACAUCCAGAUCUGCACAGAGGUGCUGGAGUGUCUCCGCAGCGGCGUCCUGGGCGACUGCAAGGAGCAGGCGGAGUCGUACCGCGCCGAGUGUCACAAGCUUUACCCCUACACGCUAGCUUUCAUGCCCCCCGGCUACGAGGAGAACACCAAGAUCGCCAACGGCGACGUCUCCACGGAGACGGAGGAGCUGGCCAACGAGAUGUGAGCGCGACGGAUGGAACGACGGCGACGCGUUAAAAAAAACAAGAAAAAAAAUGGAAAUGGGCCGAGUACGGAGCCUUGUGGUACGCCUGGCAGCCUUGUUUUGUAGAGCCGGGCGCGGGAAGCGAAACGGGGGCUCGGCGCCGCCGGGUCGGACCUGGAAGGGCUUGACUCUGUCCCGGAUGGGUGAUAUUCAGGACUGUGUGAGAGAGUGUGUAUGAGUGUGUGUUUGUGUGUGUGUGUGUGUGUGUGUGUCAAGACAGAGAAAGAGGGGGAGAAGAGACAACACAGCGGACAUUUCACGUUAUUUUAACACAGCUGAAGACAAACGAUGCAGAAUCUGAACACAAGAAGUCAAACUGUGACGAAGGAACACAGACUGUCGGUGUUCCUCGCCGCCGCCCGAGUGUGACUCACCGAAGGAAUCCGUGACGGGACGCCGAGUCGUACGGCGUCUCCGGAUCCGCCGUCACUCUCCGGCGAGCCGCGGACCUGUGGGAGGACGGUUCGAUCCCCGCAGGCAGAGAGGGGGCGGGGCCUGGUCAGAAUGUGAAGCCUCUCUGGUGGAGCUCGCUGCUGUAGCACCCAACAAAAACUGUAGUGUGUGUGUGUGUGUGUGUGUGUGUGCGCGCGCGCGCGCGUGUGUGUGUGUGUGUGUGUGUGUCGGUCGCUCCUUCUCAAAUACACUGCUACUCCUGACUUCUUCGGUUUCUUACAUAGCGGGGAGAGGCGGGUAGACUUAAGCAAUACUGUAGACACUUCCUGUCUGUGACGGACGCUGGGCGAUCACUUCCAGGCGUGGCUGCAGCGCUCACACCCAACCAGCAGGUGGAGCCGCUUGUUGUUACUGUUGAAAUCGUCCUGGUGUUCAGAGACUCCGAAUGGUCAGACGAGCCUCUGCACACCUCUGGUUCCAUGAACUCUGCGAAGCGGCGUCUCUAAAGGUCAAAACCGCUCAUUGAACGGUGACGGUUGUGAAAUAAACGUCUGAAUUUUAAUUUCCUCUGCAGCCUGUUGAAGGUUUUUUUUUGUUCCAGUGAUCUCUUUUCUUCCCCUUUUGCCUCGAGUUUGGGUUCAAAUGUGAACGUUGAAAUCGGAGGUGGUGAUGUAUAUCUCUGGAGUUUUGUAUUAAAACCAAAAGGAAAAAAAAAAA